Beta vulgaris subsp. vulgaris (sugar beet) is the source of this 2471-nucleotide messenger RNA. Its product is annotated as ankyrin repeat-containing protein ITN1. The transcript has 4 exons. Gene Ontology annotation, molecular function: protein phosphatase regulator activity; protein phosphatase 1 binding. The coding region runs from base 214 to 1974 and encodes 586 amino acids. The record is from RefSeq and is a predicted model, not a curated record. NCBI's taxonomy places the organism in Eukaryota, Viridiplantae, Streptophyta, Magnoliopsida, Caryophyllales, Amaranthaceae. Gene Ontology annotation, cellular component: plasma membrane.
AUAUUGCAGUGGUUGGGUUCCCUGCAUCUUCCUCUUGUGUCGUUUACUCAUUUGGCUGUCUGCCUUCUUUCCUUUUCUUCUAUCUCUCUCCUCCUCUUUCCCUGUGUUUCUUACUUUACUCUUUUUUUCCCACUUUAUGAAAAUGAUGAUAUGAUUUCCAUGUAUAUUUUCUAGCUUCCAUCUUUUUACUCUUAGUACUCUGCUAUAUCUUUCAUGGCUUCAUCAACCCAAAUAGUUGAAGAACAAGACUUGGAAGUGGGUCAUAUCACACCCACGCCAAACCGAACACCAAUGGAACCGUCCCCUUCUCCAUCCCCAACCUCCACAUCGGCACCUGCUUUGGUUCUCUCCAAUUCUGGUAAACGCAUUGACCAAGCGGGAAAGAAAAAAUAUGUGAAGCAGGUCACUGGUCGUCACAAUGAUACAGAGCUGCACUUGGCUGCUCAACGUGGUGAUUUAGAAGCUGUGAAGCAGAUUUUGGGUGGGCAUAUAAAUUCACAGAUUGGGGAAAAUUUUAGUGGUGCUGAGUUUGAAGUGGAGGCUGCGGAGGUAAGGGCCUUGGUGGUGAAUGAGGUUAAUGAGUUGGGAGAGACGGCACUUUAUACUGCAGCUGAGAAGGGCUAUCUUGAUGUCGUGAAAGAGCUGCUGAAGUAUGCCAAUAAGGAUACUCUUACACAGAAGAACCGGAUCGGGUUUGAUCCUUUGCAUAUUGCUGCUAAUUCAGGACACCUUGCAAUUGUCCAGUUGCUGUUAGACCACGAUCCAGGGUUAAUAAAGACAAUUGGACAAUCCAAUGCAACUCCUCUGAUUUCAGCAGCUACAAAGGGACAUACAGAUAUAGUAAAUGAACUUCUUUCUAGGGAUAGUGGCUUAGUGGAUGCAUGUAAAUCCAACGGGAAAAAUGCACUGCAUUUUGCUGUUCGCCAGGGCCAUGUGGUCAUUGUGAGAGCGUUGCUUGAUAAGGAUGUAACUUUGGCGAGGAAGAUUGACAAGAAAGGUCAGACUGCAUUGCAUAUGGCUGUCAAAGGGAAUAAUUGUGAGGUUGUGAGAGCACUUCUUGAUGCAGAUGCAGCUGUUGCUUUGCGCACAGACAAGUUUGGCAAUACAGCUUUACAUGUGGCUACCAGGAAGAAGCGGGCAGAGAUAGUGAGUGAGUUGCUGAUGCUUCCAGACAUCAAUGUUAAUGCUCUAAAUAGUCAGCACAAAACCGCUCUUGACAUAGCUGUAGACCUUCCCCUCUCUGAAGAAUCCUCAGAAAUCAAGGAUGCCCUUGUCCGCAAUAAUGCUCUCAGGGCUAAUGAAUUGAAUCAACCAAGGGACGAGUUAAGAAAAACUGUCAGCCAGAUUAAGAAAGAUGUGCACCUGCAGCUCGAACAAACCAAACGAACAAACCAAAAUGUUAGUGGGAUUGCCAAGGAGCUCAGAAAACUCCAUAGGGAAGGGAUAAACAAUGCCACCAACUCUGUAACUGUUGUGGCGGUGCUUUUUGCAACAGUUGCUUUUGCAGCUAUAUUUACAGUUCCUGGUGGUGAUGAUGAUAAUGGGAUGGCUGUAACUGCUAAGACAGCUUCUUUUAAGAUAUUUUUCAUCUUCAAUGCCUUUGCUCUUUUUACGUCUCUGGCUGUUGUGGUAGUUCAGAUCACACUUGUCAGAGGUGAGACCAAAGCAGAGAGACGGGUGGUGGAAGUUAUCAAUAAGCUGAUGUGGUUGGCAUCAGUUUGUACUUCUGUUGCAUUCAUGGCAUCCUCUUACAUAGUUGUUGGACGAAAACAUAAGUGGGCUGCAGCUCUUGUGACAGUUAUUGGAGGUUUGAUAAUGGCUGGAGUUUUGGGCACAAUGACCUACUAUGUGGUCAUAUCUAAGAGAUCCCGCUCCAUUAGGAAAAAGGAUAGAAGUGCAAAGAGAAGCCUGUCAAAUUCAAUGCAUCAUUCAGACUUAUCCUAUUCAGAACCUGAUCGAUUUUAUGCCCUUUAGCAUCUCUUCCAUGAUUACAAUGAGGAAUUAAGGUUUAAGAUUAUAACCCAAAUGAUCUUUCCAAGAUCCCCAUUGCAGCAGUUCUGCGGGCCAGAAAUCUGGCACUCUAAUGGGUCAAGUUGUGAGAAGAUUGUGAUUUGUAUCUAAUUAAUAACACAUGGUUCAUCACGAUUUCUCUGCUCAGUUAAUUGAAGGACUGCAGUAUCUGGCAAGACUUAAAGAGCUGGAUACUGUCAGCUAUGUGAGCUGUCGACCCAUCUUGAAACUGGUAAAUAUUUUGUGUUUGAUUUGUCAUUCCUGUAGGUGCUGAAUAUUUGAAUUGAAAUUUCUAAGUAUGUAUCAGCAAAACCUGUAGAGGAAAUGUGACCAUGAUAGUCGUUGAUGCAACGACAUUGAAUGGCUACGGAUAUAUGUUUAUAUAACACGCUAUGGGAAUUCGUAUUAGCUUUGUCGUUGAUGCAACCACAUUGAAUGACUACGGAUAUAUGUUUAUAUAA